AUGCAUGCUCUCAUCUACAUUUUGAGUACCUGGAACAGUGAAACUCAAAAGANUCCGCAAAAAGAGCCAAAAGCCAACUCUUUCCCCGACAAAUAUCAAAAGAAGAUCACAUGGAUGAUUAAGAAUUUCUCCUCUUUGCAAUCUGAGAAAGUUUAUUCAGAUAAUUUCAUAGUUGGUGACUCCAGAUGGCGUCUUCAGGCCUAUCCCAAGGGAGAUACGCGUAGUAAUAACAAAUGUUUGUUUGUCUUUCUCAAUGUUGCUGAUUCAGAAUCUUUGUUGCAUGGUUGGAAAAGACACGUCAAAUUUCGCCUAACUGUUGUUAAUCAAAUGUUGGAGAAACUUUCCCAACAAAGAGUAUCUCAGAACUGGUUUGAAGAGACGUUCAAAAGCUGGGGUUUCUCUAAAAUGCUUCCCCUUGCCAAACUUGUUGACCAAAAUGAUGGUUUUUUGAUGAAUGGAGAAGUCAAGAUUGCAGCCGAGGUUGGUGUUCUUGAAGUUGUUGGCAAAUCAGAUGUAGUAGAGGAAACUUUAUUAGUUAAUGAAAUUGUCGAAUGCAAUGGGUUUCAAGUUCUUCCUUCACAGGUACGAAAACUACUUGUAAACUAUAUAAGUAGAACUGUUAACAAUCUGUUCGAAGAGCACCCAUACAUUGCAUCAAAAUUCCGUCCGAAGAACCCACAUCUGAGAACAACAUACUUGGAUAGCCUACUAAGCUUGACUGAGAUCCUGUGCCAGUCCCCUGAAGAACUCUCAACUGAUGAUCUGGCCAGUGCUUAUUCUACACUAAUCUGUGUGACAAAAGCGGGGUUUCAGUUGGAUUGGUUCGAGGAGAAACUAAGAGAAGUUGGUGAGACUCGUGUGCAAGAAAUUGAGGAAGAGUUGGAGGGCAUGAAGGCUCUGCUGGAGUUCUUACGAUGA
Messenger RNA from Camelina sativa (false flax), 918 nucleotides. The record is from RefSeq and is a predicted model, not a curated record. NCBI's taxonomy places the organism in Eukaryota, Viridiplantae, Streptophyta, Magnoliopsida, Brassicales, Brassicaceae.